Molecule: messenger RNA, 930 nt
Organism: Diceros bicornis minor
Lineage: Eukaryota; Metazoa; Chordata; Mammalia; Perissodactyla; Rhinocerotidae
Exons: 5
Biological process (GO): immune response; antigen processing and presentation of endogenous peptide antigen via MHC class I via ER pathway, TAP-independent; antigen processing and presentation of endogenous peptide antigen via MHC class Ib
Cellular component (GO): external side of plasma membrane
Source: RefSeq, a predicted model, not a curated record
AUGGCCUCUCCUCCUCCGGGGAAGCCCCCAGGCGCGAGCGGGGUUGCAAGGCCGCGCACGCGCGACCCUAACCUCCCUGCGCCCCAGAACGCGCUCUCGGCGGCCGCCGCGCCGCUCCGCGGAGUCCCGGGCUCCGGCGCCCUCACCUGGCUCCGGGGCGGGAGUCGGCGUCUCCCAGGGCGCGCGCCAGAGCCGCCCGCGUCCGGCCGGGACAGGGAGGAGCUCCGCUCCGGCUGGCUGGGGAGCGCGCUCGCUGAGCGCGGCCGGGCUCUGAUGGCGGCUCCGCAGACAAACUGCCGCUCAGCUCGCUCGCGUCAGGGCAACUCCGGGGCCCGUCCGUGCGCUCGCUCCCGGAACGCCCGGCCGCUGCGCUCCUGGCCCGCGAGGAGUGGCACUGUCUCGGCUACCCACCGGGAGGCACCGGAAACAGACACCAGACUCACUCCACCAUUAGCAGUUACCAAGGACAGGACACAUCGUCCCCCACUAGUCACGAUGCCCUGGACUGGGGGCUUCACGUUCAGUCUCGUGCUCCUGCUCCUGUGCGCCUGUCCCUGGUUGCCUCUUGGCGAAGGUCACACUCUUUGCUAUGAGUUCACCAUCAGUCCGAAACCCAAACCAGGACAACCCUGGUGUAUACUUCAAGGCAAGGUCAACGGAGACAUGUUUCUGCACUACCACUGUGGUGGCGAGAAGUUCGAACCCGAAGGUCGUCUGGGGAUGAAGGUGAACACUACAGAGGCCUGGGGGAGACAGUCAGAAGCUCUGAAAGAGCUGGUGGAAGAGCUCAGAAAGAAACUCCUUGAGGUGGAACGAGAAAUUUCCACAACCAGCGAUCCUCUCACCCUGCAGGGCAGGAUGACGUGUCCCUGUAAAGCCAAUGGAGGGAGCAGCAGAUGCUGGCAUUUUGACGUGUGUGACUCGGAGAAC